Messenger RNA from Pocillopora meandrina, 2267 nucleotides. The record is from the annotation of a GenBank genome assembly. NCBI's taxonomy places the organism in Eukaryota, Metazoa, Cnidaria, Anthozoa, Scleractinia, Pocilloporidae.
AUGUUCGGGAUAAUUUAUCCGCAAGCUCCAGAUAUUACAUACCAGGUCCAUGAUCAAGGACAUACAUGGCUUCUUACAAGCAUUUUUUUGCAAGUUAAAAUACUGAGUUUGAACAGGGAUAUUACAUACCAGGUCGCUUGGCGGACUUGAACAGGGGCUUUGGUAAGAGCGGAACACUUUGAGCCCCACUGCUAUGGAGAGGAUGGAAUCGAUUGAUAACUCCUGCAGUUUGAUUUGCCAUUUGAUUGAUCAGGAAAAAUCUCGCGGAAUACCACUGGAUAGGAUCGUCAUUGGCGGAUUUGGUAUGGGAGGGAAUCUUGCUAUGCAUGUAGGGUUCAGGUAUACUCGUAAGAGGGUCAUGACUUACAGAUAUAAUAUUCGAACUCAAUUUUGGUGCCUUAAACUUUAAAAAGUCGAUGAUAUGAAUCUAACACCCCAAAAAGACAUAAUGUGCACUGAUCAUGACAUUCUUAUGGCAUAGUUAACUUGCAAUCGUAGUUCACGCGAAGAUAAAAUGAACAUAACGUGGGUGACAUUUACAUGGCGUGUGUGUGUGUGUGUGUGUGUGUGUGUGUGUGUGAGUGUGAGUGUGUGUGUAUGCAAGAGGGACAUGUUGUGAAGUGACAGAACCAUCACUGAAGAAAGCUGGCUGUGCGGAAACUUUACCGAAAGCUGGUUUCAUUUUCGUCAUGUCACGAGUGUUGAAAAAGAUAAAAAAUUACAGGUUCCCAUAAGAGAAGUGAAUCUCAGAUCUUUCGCUCCCGCUCUCCUAUGGUCUACCACUAGGCCACAGAGCCUCAUAUAUGACAGGGUUCAUAUGUGACCACUGGAAGCCCAAGCUUCAGUUACGAGAUGAUCAUCUUGCAAAAUAACAGUCAUGGCAAAAUUAUAAUAGUUUGUAUGGGAAUAUUUAUGACUGCUCUAAGGAUUAAAAAAAUAAAUAAAGUUCUCAUUAAAAAUAACUCACCUUACUUCCAGUACAUCACUUAUUGUCUGACUGUUUACUACAUUGAAGGGAACCCAUUUUAGCUAGUUAUCCAUUUCUGGGUUUAUAGUUACAUAUGAGAAGCCAUAAGGGCUUUUCUUAUGUAUGUAGUAAACCUAGAAAUGGAUAACUUACUAAAAUGGGUUCUUUUAAAUAUAGUAGGUGGUCAGAUAACAAGCAAUGUACUGUGGAAGUAAGGUGAGGUAUUUUUAUUGAGAGUUUGACUUACCUGUUUUUUUUUUUUUUUUUCAUAAUACAAGAGAGAAGUCGCUGAAAAUUUCAGUUCAAUUGCACUAAAAGAAGCAAAUAUAUCCUUUUUGCUGUUCUAGCUAUUAAGGCAAAAUUACAAAAUUGAAUUUUGUGCUAAUUUCCACUUGACACAUUAAAAUCCACCAGGUACAUAAAUAUCACCCUCCUUUUCUUGUUGUUUGUCAGUUUUUUUCUUUCUUUUGCCAUGGAGCAAUCUCCAAUGUUGACUCCUUGCUCUUUAUAGUUGGCCUUUAGAACUCAGACUGGAUCAGCUCACUGAGUAAUGACCAGGAGAAAUUCCAAUUUCCUCAAGAAUCUUCACAGAAGCCUGACAUCUAAUAUUAAAGUGGGUUACUGCAUCAUAGAUGCCCAACUGCGAGGUCUCAGGGCCAACAAAGACACUCUUCAGUACUCUCUCCCAGAACAUAGCAUCGAGGGCCUCAUUCUAAUUUUGUGUCUUUCCAUGAAGACACCUGCUCAGAAGACUAACUUCACUCAGUCUAGCAAAAAUUGGUUCCAGUUUAGCAAUGACAUCUAAGGGUAGACCAGCCCCAUGCUUGUAGCAGUUUCUUUGAUUGGCUUGAUCCCUCAUGUACCCACACCAACUAGUAGCACCCUCUGCGCAAUGCUGCAAAUGCAGCUUUCCGUCAGCUGAUCAUGAGGAUGCACUUUGAAAUAAACUUGUAUGAAUAGCUGAUUUCAUAGCUGGAAAAUUACCAGGACUCUUAUUUUGCAAGAUGAUCAUCUCACAGCUGGAGCUUGGGCCACCUGUGAUGUGACACAUGUUCCGCAUACCACUAGAACCAUUUCUUAAGUUGAAUAUUGCCUGACAGAGAAAUCGUAUGUGACAAAGUAAUUGCACUUGACAUUGUAAGACUUGUCCUUUUUUCUUUUGUCCAUCAGGUAUCUCACAAACAUUGUUGGUGUUUUUGCUCAUUCUUCCAUCUUAUCAACACGAUCAACUGUGUUUGAGACAAUAAGAAAAGAGAGAGAACUUAACAAGGACCAGAAGUACCCUGCUUUGUUUAUGUGA